AUGUGGUCGUCUAUUGGACUUGUCGCCUUCGAGUUUUUCUUGGCUUUCCUCCCAUUGUACAACAUUUUGCCAAGCUCUCGUUUCUGGCCACACUUGGUAGCGGGAUGGCGGGUGAUUGUCGGCUGGUUCACCCAACAGCAACAACGAGUCGUCCCUGUCGCGCAAAUCAUCCCACUCACCGCCGAUCAACCCAGCUCUUCUUUACAAGUUAUGUCCUCGAUUCGUGUGCCCACCGCUGAGUGUUUCGAAGCGUAUGGCGGCUCGGCUACGACUGAUCCCUGUGCCUCACCGUUGUCGUCUUCGCGAUCUCGUUUGGCGGAUUUGGUCCGAGAUGGCCAUCUCUCUAUGGACGAGGAGGAGCCCACCGCCGACGAGAGGUUGAACGAUUCAUCUGAACUUCUCGACGCAUUC
Mesorhabditis belari is the source of this 411-nucleotide messenger RNA. Lineage: Eukaryota; Metazoa; Nematoda; Chromadorea; Rhabditida; Rhabditidae. The record is from the annotation of a GenBank genome assembly.